Molecule: messenger RNA, 1173 nt
Organism: Phycodurus eques (leafy seadragon)
Lineage: Eukaryota; Metazoa; Chordata; Actinopteri; Syngnathiformes; Syngnathidae
Exons: 7
Coding region: 275-943 (222 amino acids)
Molecular function (GO): DNA binding; zinc ion binding
Source: RefSeq, a predicted model, not a curated record
ACGUCACGGCCGUUGUUUCCAAUGUCGGCUGCUGUCGCCCUCGCGUAGGAGGCCGUUCGGCGCACAAGUUCUCCCGAGAAAAAUUCAAGCUCCAGGUCGUCGACAGCCGCCGGUACCGUGACGCCCAGUACGGGGCCCGGAUGACACAGAGAACGAGGUAAAGUGCGAACGUGAAUUGGAACGCCCCUGACUAACAGGACACUUUAUAUCCCGCUGCACAACCGCCCAACACGGAAGAUCCUCUCCCGUCCCCCCUCGCCCUCUCUGUUGGAGCAUGGCUCAGGAGACCAAUCAGACCCAGGUGCCGAUGCUGUGCACGAUGGGAUGCGGUUUUUACGGUAACCCCCGCAACAACGGCAUGUGCUCGGUCUGCUACAAGGAACACCUACAGAGACAACAGGGAGGGGGGAGAUCCAGUCCCCCGGGGGAGAAAGCCGCAACGUCGCCGUCGGGGAUGCCGGGGCCCGCUGACGUCGUCGCGGAGGGCACAGCCCCCCCGCCCAGCGCAGAGGCGGCGGCGGCGUGGACCUCACCCGACGAACCGACAUCCAGCGUCAGUCCCGGCUCGGCCAGUCCAGUAACUCAACAGAUGACGGCCAUGAGCAUCUCCCAGGACUCGGGCGCCGUCGACUCGGACCGAGCGGAGGCUGACGACGCCGAAGACGAGGAAUUGUCCAGCACCUCAGCAGAGCCAGCGGGAGAAGCGGCGCAGACCUCUGACGGCGAGCAGACUCCUGAUAAAAACAAGAAAAAGAACCGCUGCUUUUCUUGCAGGAAGAAAGUUGGCCUCACUGGUUUCGACUGCCGCUGCGGCAACCUCUUCUGUGCCAUCCACCGUUACUCCGACAAACAUGACUGUCCCUACGAUUACCGGAGCGCCGCCGCCGCCCGCAUACGCAAGGAGAACCCCAUCGUGGUGGCCGAGAAAAUCCAGAAGUUAUGAAGACUCGAGUACGACGGCGGCGGCGACAGGCGCGCGCCUCUCUUGACAGUUGACAACAACGGUGACACCCGAUAUCAUGGCUACAUUCGUUCACGGUGAUCUUGGGGUGGGGGCGAUGGAGUCGCAGUCACUGUCCAGACACUUUCCCUUACUAGCAUCUAUCUCCACUUGUGACUGUUUUCUGUAUGAUUGUGUUUGUGUGCGAGGGUGUGUGUGUGGGAGAAGAGCAA